Messenger RNA from Penicillium digitatum Pd1, 930 nucleotides. RefSeq lists its product as uncharacterized. Lineage: Eukaryota; Fungi; Ascomycota; Eurotiomycetes; Eurotiales; Aspergillaceae. The record is from RefSeq and is a predicted model, not a curated record.
AUGGCCGAUGAAAAGAGGCAACAUCCCCUCGAGAAUUUGGGACGUUCUGAUGAGAGAGAGGCAGCAGAUCACCUUCCAGUAUAUACAGCAGGGCCAACGUACCCAGCAGGGCCCUCUAUACAACCAAGCCGAUCACCACCAGUACAAGAAACCCCUUUUGAAGCAAACCGCAAACCAAUCGCAAUUCCAGCCCUCACCUCCUCCUCUGACUCUCCAUUCAUUCGCGCAUAUCCACCCAUUCUAAUGAACUUCCAACUCCCCAAGGAAUCCUUCUUCGGCUUCCUCGACCAACUGAACAAAGACAUAGCCGCCAGUCCACCCCUUCAAGUCCUGGAUGCAACAGGCGGGAUCCUGAAGUCCGUCCCGAUCCUAUUCCCGCUGCACUGGAUUGGGAACGCUUUCAGCAGACUCGCAACCCUAAGCAGCCAAGGCAUGUCCAAAAGCCGGACAGACUCCUCCAUCAAACAAGCUAAUAGGGACAUUUUCGGUCCGCGCGGCUUGAGAGUUGAAAUUGCGAAGCUGGAUGCGCUGGCACAUGUCGCGAAUUUCCCCAUGUUAGAUUCUCAGGGCAAGAUCAAUCGGCUGGCGCCUCUGUUUCAACAACUCCAGUACGAGGCAUCCAUGGCCAACGCUAGGGCUGAUGAACGGCAACAGCAGGAACUUGAUUUCCAGCAGAGGAUUAGAACUUUACAGCCCUGGAUUGCCGAGCUUGAGUUUGAGGUUUUGCCUUGGUCUUCUAAGUCUAAGUUGACGCGGUUCAACGCCUCGUUGAAGAAGCAUAAUGAUCCAAUGAAUGAGGAGAGAGGGGGCAUGGGCAGGCGAGGCCAGGUUCUCGUUCAAGAGACCAAACAGGAAGAUGCUCCAUUUAAAAAAGCUCUGUGGCUUGUGAUUCGCGAGGCUGAGACGGAUGAAAGGCGUCAGUUGCCUUAA